Messenger RNA from Coccomyxa subellipsoidea C-169, 4126 nucleotides. RefSeq names its product P-loop containing nucleoside triphosphate hydrolase protein. Bases 153 to 3842 code for a protein of 1229 amino acids. Gene Ontology annotation, molecular function: RNA binding; ATP binding. The record is from RefSeq and is a predicted model, not a curated record. Gene Ontology annotation, biological process: maturation of SSU-rRNA from tricistronic rRNA transcript (SSU-rRNA, 5.8S rRNA, LSU-rRNA). NCBI's taxonomy places the organism in Eukaryota, Viridiplantae, Chlorophyta, Trebouxiophyceae, Coccomyxaceae. The transcript has 24 exons. Gene Ontology annotation, cellular component: nucleolus; intracellular anatomical structure.
CACAGAUGAUCCUGCUGGAAAUGGCCAGCUUUGCUUGGAAGAGAUCUUCCCAUGAUGUGAGCCAGUGACGGCCAUAGGUGCACAGUUCUGUCACGCGGCGCCAAGGACAGCAAAGCUACUCAGAUAAGCGAUCUGAAGAGUUUCGAGCUGCAAUGAGGAGCAAGCGAGAGCGAAAGCAGAAGGGAAACGCAACUAAGACCCUCAAGCGCAAAGCCACAGCUGUGGAAGGAUCGCAAUCCUUGGAUGUUGACAACACCGAUGCAGAACAGGAUGCGAGGUUGGGCAGCACACCAGACGACAGCAAUGCCGUUUUUUUGAUGCCAAAGCCAAAGAAGGAGGACACUGGAGCCGCAGAAGAUGCAGCCGUUGCGCGCGAGCUGAGCAAAGCUCAAAAGCGCAAGUUGAAGAAGGUCCAAGAGGAGAAGGAAAAGCGGGUAGAGCGCAGGAAGGUUUUGGCGUCCCUUGCGGAACAUGAGCUGCCCAGCGAGCACCUAGCACUCAUGCAGUCGACAGCACGGCGUGGACAGAGGAUAACCAAGCGGCAGAAGCUGAAGAAUGCACUGGCGUAUCAGCGGCUUGGCCUGGAGGCACCCUCAGACUCCCUGCUCCUUGUGGAGCGCCCAGAAGCUGAUGAUGCUGAAACGAGCGAUGAGGAUGGCGAUGAUGCACCACGUGCGCGGACAAUGACAGUGCCUAAUGCAAAGACAAAGGCACGGGGUGCCGAAGGCCUCAGGCGUCCUCUUAGUCCCUCUGAUGAGGACAGCGAAGAGGCGGUUGAAGAUGGGGAAACUGAUGCUGGAGCUGCACCGGCAGGCAUGUCUCUUGAGGAGCAGCGCAGUGCAGCCCAGGCCAUUCGGCAGGAGCUGGGCCUGGCAGAGGACGCCGCUGCAACGGAGGAGCGGCGGGGUUCGCAUGCGCAUGCCGGGCCGGCGCCGUUUGUGCGCGUGGUGCGGUCUCAGGCGAUGCAGGACGCGCGCAGCGGCCUGCCCAUCCUGGGCAUGGAGCAGGAGAUCAUGGAGGCCGUGGCUGAGAACGAUGUCAUCCUGCUCUGCGGAGAGACAGGCUCCGGCAAAACAACGCAGGUUCCGCAGUUUUUGUACGAGGCGGGCUAUGGCAGCAGUCAGUUCCUGGACAGGGCUGGGCGCAUUGGCGUGACCCAGCCGCGCAGAGUAGCGGCCAUUGCUGCUGCACAGCGCGUGGCGCAGGAGCUGAGCACUCCCAUCGGCGCCACUGUUGGCUACCAGGUGAGGUACGACAAGAAGGUGGGCCCGGGGACAGCCGUGAAGUUCAUGACGGAUGGUAUCCUGAUGCGGGAGCUGCAGGCUGACUUCCUGCUGCGCGACUACAGCGUCCUCGUUCUUGAUGAAGCCCACGAGCGCAGCCUAAAUACCGACCUGCUCCUUGGGUUAUUGUCGCGAAUGUUGCCACUGCGCAACAAGCUUGCCGCCGAGAAGCCAGACAUUCUGCCGCUCAAGCUGAUCAUCAUGAGUGCCACGCUGCGCGUGGAGGACUUUGCCGCCAACUCUGACCUGUUCAAAACCCCGCCCCCUAUCGUGCGGGUGCCAGCGCGACAGUACCCGGUUACAAUCCACUUUGCGCGCCGGACAGAGCUGCAUGAUUAUGUCGGAAACGCCUUUGGCAAGGUGUGUCAGAUUCAUGAGCGCUUGCCGCCAGGAGGGAUCCUGGUGUUCCUCACUGGGCAGAGGGAGGUGGAAUACCUCUGCCGCAGGCUGCGGUCGAAAUAUGAUCCGAAGCACAGUGCGGCUCAGCCAGCAGGGCGCCAUGAUGCUGGACCAGGGACAGAUGCCAGGCAGGCUGCAGAUGCCUUUGGUGCUGACGAAGCAGAGGAGCAAGGAGAUGUUGACUUUGAGGGGAGGGAUGCGGUGCAUGACGAUUUUGAGAUGGAGGAAGCUCUGGAAGAUGAGGAGGAUGUGGUGAUAAUGGGUGGGGACGGCUUCACUCCCGAGCAGAUUGCAGCCGCGGAAGCGCGCUUGAAUGCUCAGCUGGGGACCAAACUGGGGGCGUUGAAAGGAGCGGAGGAGUCAGAUGGUCCCGGGAAGGUGCAUGUGCUGCCGCUAUAUGCCAUGCUGCCUCGGUCGGCCCAGGCUGCGGUCUUUGGGGCAGUGCCGGAGGGUGCCCGCUUGAUAGUCGUUGCCACCAAUGUGGCUGAGACAUCGCUCACCAUCCCAGGUGUGCGGUAUGUGGUGGAUGCCGGUAGGGCCAAGGAGAAGGUGAUGGACUCACAUGGGGCAGCAUCAAAGUAUGAGGUUAGCUGGAUCAGCAAGGCAUCCGCAGAGCAGCGGACCGGCCGCGCUGGCCGCACUGGGCCCGGCCACUCCUACAGGCUGUACUCGUCAGCGCAUUUCCACGACAAUUUCCCACAGCAUGGAGACCCUGAGGUGCUGAGGACGCCGCUUGAGGGAGUCGCCCUGGUCAUGAAGGCCAUGGGCAUCGACAAGGUCACGAACUUCCCCUUUCCCACGCCGCCAGACAGGGCUGCCCUGGCUGCCGCGCAGACUUGCCUGCAGGCUCUGGGAGCCUUGGACUCGCAAGGAGCGCUCACAGACCUGGGCAAGGCCAUGGCUGUGCUGCCCCUCAACCCCCGCCCAUCUCGCAUGAUCCUGCAGGCAAGCACCUCACCUGUGGCAAAGGAAACAUCAGCUUCCAAGAAGCGCUCUGGGGGUGCACUUACCUACGCUGUGGCUCUGGCAGCUAUCAUCAGCGUUGAGAGCCCUUUUGUCCACAUUGAUGGUAUUGCGGCGCAGGAGGGAGAGAGUGAAGACAGCAUGAAAAGGAGACGGCAAUCAGCAAAGUCUGCUCACAACCGCCUGCGCGUGGCGCGGAGCGAUGUUCUGAGUGCGCUGGCAGCCUUCUGUGCAUAUGUGAAUGCGCCCGACAGGGAGGGCUUCUGCAGGGAUACAUACCUGCACUCGCGCAACCUGCGCGAAGCCUGCGCCCUGCACAGGCAGCUGGUCCACUUGCUGCAGCAGAUGGGCGACAAGAUUGGCGCCUUCUGUGCCGGUACGGCGAUGCAGGACCUUCUCAGGAGUGCGGACACCCUCGACAAGCCGUCCCCCACAGUCCUCAUGCAGCUGCAGCGCGCCAUCGCGGCAGGCUGGGCCGACCAGAUUUCCCGCCGCGUGCACUCCAUUGAGUAUGUGCAGGAGCACUCGACCAGCAACAAGGGCCGCGGCCGUGCCGUGCGGUACACCCCAAAUGCGCUGGACGAGCAAGUGUUCAUGCACCCACAGUCAGCAAUGGCCAAGGCUGCUCCCGAGUUCGUGGCCUACACACAGAUCGUGCGGACGGAGAAGCGCCCCUACAUGACUGGAGUAACCGAGGUGGAGGCUGGCUGGCUAUCAACCGUUGCAGAGCCAUUGGUUCAGCUGUCUGCGCCACAAGAUGAUCCAGCACCUCACUACAGCCGGGCAGCAGACGCUGUGGUUGCCACACAUGCAAUCACCUUUGGGCGCCACGGCUGGCCGCUGCCUUCUGUAGAGAAGCCGCUGUUGGACAAGACACUGCAGGCCAGAUUCUUUGCUGCUGCCCUGCUGGCUGGGAGGGUGCUGCCCGCUCUUGAAGAGCUGCGGGAUGUGCUGGCGGCGUCUCCGGCCAAGGCGGCGGCAGCUGAGAGCCAGGGUGAGCGGCGGGUGGGUGAAUUGGUUGGAGCACUGGCGAGGCGGCAGGUUUGUAGCAGACGGCAGCUGGCAGCGCAGUGGAGCGAAGACGCUGACUUCCUGCGGCCUGAAUUGGGGGCCUGGCUGCGAAAGGGGCAGACGGGCCGCUUGGACAACAUUUGGGCGCGCCUGCAUGAAGAGGUUCUGCAGGAAAGGAAUAAGUGACAAAUUAUGCAUUGUACUUUGUAUGUGUCUGUUGCGCGCGGCCUGUAUGCCACCUGAGAGGGGCACACAGGUGGCAAGGUGGCACAUGAGGGCCCAGCAGCGAUGCCUGCACUUGUAGUGCUCUUCCCUGGCAUCAAAUUUUGCUACAGUGACUGUGUGGACUCCAACUUGGAAUGUGAUUGAUCUGAAGAAGGCAGCGCGCUGGCCAUGGCUGGAAGUCAGCCAAGCUCAAGCAGUGUUGCAAGUUGCACACUGCAUCUGGCCUGUAAUAAGAGAAUAUUGUC